ACUUCAGUACCCCGCUCGAAGCGCGUUCGCGCGCACGCCGCGUCGUUCUUCUGUGUUUUUGUGUUGUGCUAAAAAUGAGGCGAAACCUGAAAAUCCUUUCUCUUCUGGGCGCUGCCUGGAUGUUUUUUAUGUUCUAUUAUAUGCAGCCAGACACCGCACCGUCAAAGGAAGAAAACAUAGCACUUAGAUUAAUAAAGCAGCACGCAGACACAGAAGAACCUGAGAGCAGUCCGAUAUCACUCGAAGAGUAUGGCACAGGCAGUACUGGAAAGUACUUCGAUGAGGCAGGCUAUGUCGCUGGGGGCGCAAAGGACAAUGACCCCUACGUCAGGAACAGAUUCAAUCAGGUGGCUUCCGAUGCGUUGCCUAGCAACCGAGGUGUGCCUGAUACGAGAAAUGCUAUGUGCCGACUGAAAAAAUACGACGAAGAAUUGCCUGAAACGAGCGUUAUCAUUACCUUUCAUAAUGAAGCGCGAUCCACACUCCUACGAACCAUUGUCAGUGUGUUAAAUCGAAGCCCAGAACAUCUAAUUAAGGAAAUAAUUCUAGUCGACGACUUUAGUGAUAACCCUGAAGACGGUGCUGCACUGAGAGCAAUACGAAAAGUGCAAGUUAUUAGAAACACAAAGAGAGAAGGUCUGAUGAGAUCUCGGGUCCGUGGUGCAGAUGCAGCCACCGCACCGGUACUCACCUUUUUGGACUCACAUGUGGAGUGCAACGUUCAUUGGCUGGAGCCUCUGCUUAAGAGGAUUAAAGAGGAUCCAACGCGGGUAGUGUGCCCAGUUAUAGACGUGAUCAGCAUGGAUACGUUCCAGUACAUUGGUGCGUCGGCGGACUUACGCGGCGGCUUCGAUUGGAACUUGGUAUUCAAGUGGGAGUAUCUAUCGCAUGCUGAACGAAGUGGCCGCUUAAGUGACCCAACCCAAGUGAUCCGAACGCCCAUGAUCGCUGGGGGUCUUUUCAGUAUGGACCGGGCAUAUUUCAACAAACUCGGCAAAUACGAUAUGAGGAUGGACGUCUGGGGAGGAGAGAAUCUUGAAAUCUCUUUCAGAGUAUGGCAAUGUGGUGGUUCCCUAGAGAUAGUCCCAUGCUCUCGCGUGGGACAUGUCUUCAGGAAACGCCAUCCGUACACAUUCCCUGGGGGAUCUGGAGCUGUCUUUGCGAGGAACACCAGGAGAGCUGCUGAGGUGUGGAUGGAUGAUUAUAAGGAACUAUACUAUCGCUCACAACCACUUGCUAAACAAGUUGAUUUUGGAGACAUUUCCGAACGGAAAUCUCUAAGAGAAAAGUUACACUGCAAACCGUUCCGUUGGUACCUCGAACAUGUCUAUCCAGAGCUCCAGGUGCCCGCGUUCGCUGGAGGAUAUCGCACGAUACGGCAGGGGAACAGGUGUCUGGACACUAUGGGUCACCUCGUUGAUGGCACCUUGGGUCUGUACCCCUGCCACAACUCAGGCGGGAACCAAGAGUGGUUAUACGACAACGGCCUAAUCCGACAUCACACGCUCUGUAUAUCGCUUUCUGAUGAUAGAGUGACAGCAGUUCUCGCUCCUUGCGACCAAUCUGAUGACUCUCAGCUUUGGAAGAUCAAGGGAUCAAUGAUAAGGCAUUCAAAGCUAGACGCAUGUCUGGACUCGGAUAGACCUUCCUUAUACUUAACUAAAUGUGAUAGAAGUAAAUCCAGUCAACUCUUUAACUAUUGAUGGUUGAAAAAAAAGUUAUUGCUGAUAAGGGGGUUAUUAUAAUCUUUAACAGCCUCACCAUGGUUCCACUAGACUUUACAUUUAUGACAGUAAUUAUAUCCAUGAAAUGGCGACGCUAGCGCUUGGCAAAGAGAUGAGAGAACACAAAUUUUAAUUAAUUAAUUGAUACAUAACAGGAAAUUUUUAUAUAAUAACCCCUAGUAUCUUAACAUGGGAUUCAAGCGUUUAUAUGCUUAAAGUAUAUCUGAUGAUUUAGUAUGUACGCUUAGAAGUCUUUGCCUUUUAUUGUUUUCUUCACGUAGCUGAGUUAUUUUUGUGUAUAAUAUAUAAACUUAUAAACUGCCUUCUUCAAAGAUAUUCGUAGUAGUCGUUAAUGGCAUCACUCAUACAUAUUUAUAAGUCGGACUAGUAUCUAGAAAUUGAUAUUAAUCUCUUAACACCAAAACUAUGAUUAAUAUUAGCGAAGUGCACUUCUUCAUCAAUCAUAUCACAAAGUUCAGAGUAUCUAGCAUUGUCUAGUGCCAUAGACAUGUUUGACUUUACAUUAAUGCAGCCCUAUUUCGACAGAAUCAAUUAUAUUCUAACAUUAAAUAAUUAAGUUUGUGGCAUUGUGAACAUCUACUAGUCGUCAUUCUGUUACAUCUGAUUACAUCUUUAGAUUUCCAGAAUAACACACAUUAGACAAACAUAAUAAGGAAGAGAACAAUAAAAUACGAAUCCUACGCAUAAAGACCAUAUAGUAGAAAUGAUUUAAUAAUAUAAUUAGCAAUCUCAAUUAGACAUUCCAAUUGAUAAGACUAUAGUUUUAAGUUCACAGAUCAUCACUGUACAUUUAUACAUUGUAUUAUACACAUUCACAAUACAUAAGUUACCAAUGUAAAUAAUGUGCCGGGAUUGUGGAAUGGAAAAUGAGUAGGUUUAGAGAGGUUUAAGAAAAGCUGUUUGUGUAAAUAUCUUUAUAAGAAUUUUGUUGCAAUUAUUUUUUAUUAAAAUAGUUUAUUUUUAAACCUCCUAUGUUAUAUUAGACGUGUAUUUACACUUAAUUCACUGCUGCUUGAAAAUUAACUUCAAAGUUUGUUAAAGAAUGUUUAAUUUAAUCUCAAUUAAAUAAAAAAUCGUUUUAUAAGCUUUGUGUGUCGCAAUAAAGUGAUAUUUGUAACAUAUAUUUCUUUAUACGUUUCGAAGAUAUUAUAAGUUUAUUUUCUGUUAUUUAAAUUUAAGAUAAGUUUUUAUUUUUAUAAAAUUUUAUUCACAUAGUUUUACGCUAAACCGUCCUGUUAAUUAUUUGAAAUCUCAUUAUAAUAUAAUUUUUAAUCACUGCCAUUUCAAAAAUAUAUAUUUUUCUUAUAAUUUAAUGCCUUCUGUAAACCUCUGAAAUAUAAGAAUAUUAUUUCGUUAUCUAUAACUACAAUAAUCUUAUGACUAGAGUAACAAUAAUAGUUCAUAUAAGAUUAUAGCAAUUUGUGAAAUAUAACUUGAGGAAAUAGAUUUAAUAGAUAAAGCAAAUUGUUAAUUUUAAUUUCAAUCGUCAUUUUUGUCGAAGCGAGAUAAAAAUAUCAAUGUGUAAUAAAUAUAAUUGUUUUAUUU
Messenger RNA from Pieris napi, 3290 nucleotides. RefSeq names its product polypeptide N-acetylgalactosaminyltransferase 2-like. NCBI's taxonomy places the organism in Eukaryota, Metazoa, Arthropoda, Insecta, Lepidoptera, Pieridae. The record is from RefSeq and is a predicted model, not a curated record. The coding region runs from base 75 to 1703 and encodes 542 amino acids. The transcript is spliced from 10 exons. Gene Ontology annotation, cellular component: Golgi apparatus.